Limanda limanda (common dab) is the source of this 2470-nucleotide messenger RNA. RefSeq names its product rogdi atypical leucine zipper (gene rogdi). The record is from RefSeq and is a predicted model, not a curated record. The transcript is spliced from 11 exons. NCBI's taxonomy places the organism in Eukaryota, Metazoa, Chordata, Actinopteri, Pleuronectiformes, Pleuronectidae. Bases 159 to 1052 code for a protein of 297 amino acids. Gene Ontology annotation, cellular component: RAVE complex.
GGCAUCAGAUCCUCUAAGCUAGUGAGGCUCCUUCAUCCCCAGCAGAGGACAGAAGAAGAAGAAGAAGAAGAAGAAGAAGAAGAAGAAGAAGAAGAAGAAGAAGAAGAAGAAGAAGGGGAGGAGAAGAAGAAGGUGUUGUUAUCAUUCCGCUGCUCACCAUGCUCAACCCGCAGAGGUCUCUCUCCGAGCUGCCCAAGAUGUCCGCGGCCAGUCAGGUGGAGAGAGCCGUACUGGAGGAGGAAUUCAACUGGCUGCUUAAAGAGGAAGUCCACGCUGUCCUGAAGCAGCUCCAGGAUGUCCUCAAGGAGGCAUCAAGACGUUUCUCAACGCCGACACCAGGUCUGGAGAGUCAGCUCAAGCAGGAAAACUUCAUCCUCGGCAGCUCAACCAUGGAUCAGGUGAAGGGGGUGCUUACUCUGCAGGGAGAGGCUCUGAGUCAGGCUGACAUAAAUCUGAAGGUUGCCAAAAGUAGCCAGGGUUUGCACUUUCAGUUCAGAGACGACAAGCAGUGGAAGCUGCAGCAGAUCCAGGAUGCCAGGAACCAUGUGAACCAGGCUCUGCAGCUGCUCAACAGCCGUGAUGAGAGCUACCACUUCCAGACGGGGGCUGAGGUCAAUAAGCUCAUGGAUGCAGUGAUGCUGCAGCUGACGCGAGCACGAAACCGCCUCACCACCCCCGCCUCCAUGACUCUCCCUGAGCUGGCCACCAGUGGUCUGAUGAAAAUGUUCACUCCUCCAAUGCCUGGAGAUGUGAUGGUGAACUUUUACAUCAACUUGAGCAAACUGUGUCUGACGGUCUACCAACUCCAUGUGCUGCCCCCCAACACCACCAAGAAUUUCAAACAUGCUGGAAGUUCAGUGUUGCACAACCCUGGAGCAAUGUUUGAGCUCAACCACAACCGUUUCGAGGUGAGCCAUGUUCACAAGGUGGAGUGCGUGGUGCCUUGGCUCAACGAUACGCUGGUGUUCUUCACCAUCUCCCUGCAGCUCUGUCAACAGCUUAAGGACAAGAUAUCAGUCUUCUCUAGUUUCUGGAACUACAGACCUUUCUAAUCCUCCCCAAGUCAAUCCUCCAAACUAGUGUAAGGGACAUCCUGUGAAGGUUUUAUUUUGUAUAUGUUGUUCACGCUCUCGUUCACUCUAAGGUGUUGCAUGAAUAGGCGAAAGAGCCAAUCAAAUCUUAACAGGUGUCAUUAUUUGCCAUUUCCCACAUUGCAUCUUACAGCACUGACUUGAACUUCUGAAAGAACGAAUGUUAUUGUUGUUGAUUUAUCAGUAGGAUUUUUUGUUACAUUCAUUCUAUUUAAUACUAAGUAUUUAUCCCAAAGUUUUCAUGUGAACUGUUGUGUGGUAAGCUAAUGUGUGUACUCAGGGUUGGAAAACUUAGAAGAAGAAGAAGAAGUUAGAGUUCACAGCAGGAGUUUUGAGACACAUGGUCAUAAAGAUGACAUAAAGAUUAUCCAAACAUAUUUACACAAUCAGCUACUCUGGGUAUUUUAACACCUAUAAUGUGUAAGCGCUGGUUAUUUAUUAAGUUUCCAAAUGCAUAGAGUUUUCAAAACCCCUUGUUUCGGUUUCUUUUCACACAGAAAACUCCAAGUGAACCAAAAUCACUGCAAACAACGUGACUUGAUUUGAAUUGAUUUGAACUCCUCUUAUUGGUCAAAUGUAUCUAGGGCGGGAGCAAGUAAGUAAAUAUGGAUAGAAGGUAUAUUAUAAGGCCAAACCAGACUUGAAUUUCUUCUCUGAGACCGGCUGCUGCAGUGUGUGUGCUUUGCCACAUCCCAGAAUACAAAGCAGAUCUGGCUACAGAAGCCAAUGAUGCAUUUUGAAACUUUCUGGAAAACUACAUUGAUAAAAUAUUAAUGUGUACAAAUUGUGCCCAGGUACUGGUCAUGGUCAACACACUGGAGUGAUCCACUUAAAGGAAAAUUUCAACAUUUCGGGAAAUCCUGGAGUUAGUUCAGUUUGAUACUUCUCUCAUGCCUUUAACUAUUGAGCUAUUUUAACAGAGAUUGACAACUUGACUGUGGAUUUUAUUUCACUUUCACUAAUCAGGACAUUCGAGACAGAGUUCAAAGUUGAGUUCAAUAAGUUGUUCAAUUAUCAAUGCAGGGUGUGUCAUUGGAUUUUAAAAGAUUGUGAAGACAAAAUAAAACAAUUCUGUGGGGAGACACAAAAGUAUUGUGAAAAUAUUUCCCAUUGUGAGCUCUGAUGGGAAUAAAAUCAGUCCUUUACAGUCACUGUUAAGCUACCAGUCAUGUCUGUGAUUUCAAGUGUUUGUCUGUUCUGUGUUCAUAUUUAUUUUACAUAUUUUGCACACUUUAUUGAUUCCCUGUGAACCAAACACUGAUCUAAUUAUGAGCAAAUUACUUAAUUCCAGUAAGUGUUAUUCUCUAUUUUGAAAAGUUGUCUAUCAUAUCAAAUAUUAAAUGAUUUUUCUGUGCAAUAAAAUAUUCUAAACACUAAGA